Molecule: messenger RNA, 3630 nt
Organism: Mesitornis unicolor (brown roatelo)
Lineage: Eukaryota; Metazoa; Chordata; Aves; Mesitornithiformes; Mesitornithidae
Gene: RBM20
Product: RNA binding motif protein 20
Exons: 17
Coding region: 1-3630 (1209 amino acids)
Biological process (GO): regulation of RNA splicing
Cellular component (GO): nucleus
Molecular function (GO): zinc ion binding; mRNA binding
Source: RefSeq, a predicted model, not a curated record
AUGUGCGCAACACUGACAUCGGCUCCUGGCCGCGCUCCCUCCGCACCGGCUCGCUGUGCCCGGCAGUCCUACAUGUUGCAAGAAGAUUUCCUUUAUUUUCGAGGGGAGAUUGGGAGCAGAGCUGUGAGCACCAAGCCGUGUGGCAGCGCAGCAGUCCCCGAAACUGGAACCCUGAUCCUUUGCAGUGCUGCCAAGCUCCUGGAGAAGAGUCCGUUCUCCGUCGGCGCCCCGAGCCCCCUGCUCCCCUCACCAGCGAGCCUGCAGCUGGCACAGCUCCAGGCACAGCUCACACUCCACAGGCUGAAGUUGGCUCAGACUGCCGUCACCAACAACCCGGCUGCUGCCACUGUCCUCCAAGGCCACGCCACGGGGCCGCCGCAGGGACCUGGCAUUGCUGGUGCGACGUUCCCCUCUGGCGGCAUUGCCUUUCCUGCCCAGAGCCCGGCCUUAGCUGCGCCAGGGAGUGGCCUGGGGCCCAUCCAGGCCCAGAACCCCAAUGCCAUUGUCAUGAGUCCCUUCGGAGGCGUCAUGGCUCCCACCUCUGGCCAGCAACCCAUGGUGGUGGGUCUCAACAAGGCAGCUGCCUCCACCUCCACUGCUGGGGGCUUUUAUGAGUACAACAAGCAAAACGCUGCCAACGCCGCCCCUCAGGCAUACGCCUCAGAGGGGGACCAGCCCAGCCAGCAUGGCUUCCUCGCUAGUGGGGCCCAUGCGACCUCCUCAGUGGCAGGGCCACGCUAUGAGGGCCAUUUUGGAGCUCCCAGCCAGCUGCAGCAUGAGGCAGCAGCCACCUUUCCCAAGGAGCCCUAUGGGGCGGUGGCGGCACGGGCCUUCCCCAGUGACCCGCACGCUGGAUCCCAUCCGAAAGGAGAUCCCGGCCCUGUCUUGCAUAGCAGCGGUACAAGCAACCAGUGGGAAAAUAUCCCUAAUUUCUCCAGCCAAAACAAGCCUGACCUCAUGUCCGGUGACAGCCUGUGGCCGUCAGCAAGUCAGCAGCAGUAUGAAAUAAGAAACGAGCUCUACAACCCUGAAGAGCCAACACCUGACACAAAGUUCAGUGCGGCCGCCCCCCCUGCCUUCGGCCGCCUCAACCCCAGCCAGCAGCGCUUCUCCGCCCGCUCCCUGCCGCCGCACCAGCUGGGCGACCUCCACGGCGUGGCCCCCCUCCACUUCCCCCACAUCUGUGCCCUGUGCGACAAGAAGAUCUUCGACUUGAAGGACUGGGAUCAGCACAUUAAGGGAAGUCUUCACAUCCAAAAAUGUAUGGCUUUUUCAGAUAACACUGGUAUCCGGUGUGUGUUAAGCUCAGCAGAUGGAGCAUUGCACUUAUCACCAAAUAAUGCAGCAGUUUUCAAUCCAUCUAGUAUUGAAGAUUAUCCACCAAAUGUCGGCUCAUCUUUUAUCACUACGUCAGCAAGAUCCUUUGGCCAGCCAGGUCCUACAUUUUCUUCUCUUCCAUCAGGGUUUCCCCAGAGGAAAUCUACACUGGGUCGAGUUGUUCACAUCUGCAACCUCCCCGAGGGAAGCUGCACAGAGAAUGAUGUCAUUAACCUGGGCCUCCCUUUUGGGAAAGUCACCAACUAUAUCCUCAUGAAAUCCACUAAUCAGGCCUUUCUGGAAAUGGCUUACAGUGAAGCAGCACAAGCCAUGGUGCAGUACUACAAAGAAAAACCUGCUAUGAUAAAUGAUGACAAGUUACUUAUUAGGAUGUCGAAAAGAUACAAGGAAUUGCAGCUGAAGAAACCAGGUAAGAACGUGGCUGCUAUCAUCCAGGACAUCCACUCACAGAGGGAGAGGGACCUGCUGCGUGAAGUGGACAGGUAUGGCACGGAGAGGCCCCGCUCUCGCAGCCCCAUAAGCCGCUCCCUCUCACCCCGGUCCCACACUCCCAGCUUUACUUCCUGCAGUUCACCCCACAGCCCGAUGGGGACCAGCAGAACUGACUGGGGAAAUGGGAGAGAGUCAUGGGAUCAGUCCCCGUAUUCUCGACGGGAAGAAGAAAGAGACAGCAGAGAAUGGCGAGAGAACGGGGAUGAGAAGAGGGACAGGACUGACACAUGGGUACAUGAGAGGAAACAUUAUUCCCGACAGCUGGACAAGUUUGAUUUGGAUGAACGGAUUGAAGGAGGCAGAGGGCACAGAGAAAAAUAUUUAAGGAGUGGUUCUCCUGGCUCUCUUCACCCUUUAUCUGGCUACAAAAGCAGGGAAGAUGACUAUUACCGAAAAACCUCCAAGUCAAAGUCUGACAAGUUUCAAAGGCAGCUGCAGGAUUUACCCGGGAGAUCUAAGAGAAAAGAAGAGGCAAAGCUAAGGGAACGCAGGCAUUCUUACAGCGAGGACACAACCAGAGAGGAGGUGGCUGAACAGAAGCACAGCAAAGCGUCUGAGGGCUCCAGGCAAAAACAAAGUGAGAAGAAUAAGGUGAAGAAAGCUGAAAAAGACCAAGAGGAAGCUGCUGCUGCUGCUGAAGGCAGUGAUGUGAAAGAAACUAAACCUCCUGAGAAUGAGCUCGGAAAAGAGGAGCAAGUUCCAGAGAAGAGCUCACCUUCAGCUCAUAAACAAGGGAAAGAAUCUGGAGAGAUUCUGGAAAACACAAGAAAAGAGAAGGACCGAGACUGGGAGAGUGGAAGUGAGAUAGAAGGUGAGACCUGGUAUCCUGCUAACAUGGAGGAAUUAGUGACAGUAGAUGAAGUGGGAGAAGAUGAUUUAAUUAUGGAACCUGAUAUAACUGAUCUUGAAGAAAUAGUACCAGUUGAUCAAAAAAAUAAAACUGCCUCAGAAAUGUGUCCCUCUAUGUCAACCAUGUUAGAGCUGAAGAACGAUAACAGCCACCUAACCAGGAGUGAAGACAAAUUUCCCCAGAAAGCUUUAGAAACAAACUUCAGAUCAGCAAAGGGCAGUGUAGCUUCUCGAGGCUGUCAGGAUGAUGACGAGGCUGAUGAUAAUGAUGAUGCCGUAACUGAAGCAUCAAGCCUAAAUCUGGACCCUGAGCAGAAGCCAGAGGAAUUGCAAGAAGACCAAUCUGCUAAAGAGUCUGAUCCCCAGCAGAAGGAAGGAAAAAUUGAUAAGAGCUCUGACACUCGCUUAGAGCCCGAAGAUCACCAUAUACCGUCUGUUCAUCUGAAAGAAGAGACUCUCCAGCUCCCUGAUACAUUUAUAGAUGAUUACAAACAGAUGGGAUCACAAGGAGCUGAGAGCAAAGAAGUUAUGGAAAUGCUUGUUAAAAACGCUAGUGAACAAACAAGACACGGAAGCCAAGAGUGUCCAGAGGCCAAGGAAAAUUCUAGGUACCUGGAAAUGAGAUCUCUGGACUACUCGGAGGUAGAGUCUAAAAGAAGAAAUUCUCCGCCAGGCUGGGAACAAGAGGACGUCUUCACUGAACUCAGCAUUCCCCUGGGUGUGGAAUUUGUGGUGCCUAGAACUGGGUUUUACUGCAAGCUCUGUGGACUCUUCUACACAAAUGAAGAGACAGCAAAGACAAGUCAUUGCAGAAGUACUGUUCACUACAAAAAUCUUCAGAAGUAUCUAUCCCAGCUUGCAGAAGAGAGUCUGAAAAUGAAGGAAGAAGGCAGUCAUCUGCCUCAGGACGACACUGGCAUUGUUCCUCACUUUGCGGAGAAAAAACUGUGA